Aureobasidium musti is the source of this 1482-nucleotide messenger RNA. NCBI's taxonomy places the organism in Eukaryota, Fungi, Ascomycota, Dothideomycetes, Dothideales, Saccotheciaceae. The record is from the annotation of a GenBank genome assembly.
AUGCUGCUCCGACCAACUUGUACCCGCACUGCUCAACCGCUGAGCUGGAUCUCGCGGUCUCGUCCCACUGCUAUCAUGCCUCUCCGCGCCCGCAUCAACAACCCCUCCUUCUCCGACAUGGCUGGCAAGCCAGAAGACGAGCCCAACGAUGUCCUUUUCAGCUCACAUUAUGGUCUUCGCACCAUCGAACUCAACCGACCAAAGAAGCUCAACUCCCUCAAUGGCUCCAUGGCCAACAAGAUUCUUCCCCGUCUGAAGGAAUGGCAAAAGUCGCAACUUGCAAAUGUCAUCGUUCUCAAGGGCGCCGGCAGAGCUCUCUGUGCUGGCGGUGAUGUUGCUGCUCUGGCCAAAGACAAUCAAACAGGCCCUGAAGGUCAACAACGCUCAAAAGACUACUUCGCUCUCGAAUACAAGCUCGACUACACCAUUGCGACUUACCCCAAGCCCUACGUCGCCCUCAUGGACGGCAUCACCAUGGGUGGUGGUGUUGGUCUCAGUGUUCACGCUCCCUUUCGUAUCGCUACCGAGAACACCGUCUUUGCCAUGCCCGAAACCACCAUUGGCUUCUUCCCUGAUGUUGGCGCCAGCUUCUUCUUGCCUCGCAUGGAUGGUGCCGUAGGCACUUAUCUUGCUCUUACUAGCGAGCAGAUCAAGGGCGUCAACGUCUUCCUGUCAGGAAUCGCUACUCACUACCUCCACAGCAGUUCUCUUCCUGAUCUCGAGGCCCGCCUUGCCGAGCUCAACUUUGGCGAUGACGUUCAAUACCACACCCGCCUGAACAUCAUCAACGACACUAUUGAGGAAUUCACUACCGGCAUGCCUCACGAUGCACCGCCGCAUUUCUCCACCAACGUCCGCAUUGCUAUCGAUUACUGUUUCCAGGAGGUUCACAACAUUGACCAGAUCAUGGAAGCUUUGCAACAGACUGAGGAAACUUCACCUCCCGAGGUCCAGAAGUGGGCUGCAAAGACCCGCGAAACCAUUGCACAGCGAAGCCCGACCAGCGUCAAGGUCGCCCUCUCGCAAUUGAGGAGAGGUGCACAAUGGAACAUUGCUCAGACCUUCCAGAACGAGCACAACAUCGCUUCCAAGUUCAUGGAGCACCCUGACUUUGUCGAAGGUGUCUCAGCACGUCUGAUUCGCAAGCCUGCCGAGAAACCCCAAUGGGCAAAGACUAGCUUCGAUGAGGUUUCCGAGAGCGAGGUUAAUUCCUUCUUCGCCGAUGAGCUCAAGCUCGAACUUCCCAAUACUGGCGGCGAGGAAUCUUCUUACACUGACUACCCUCACGCUUGGACCGGACUACCGCGGGAAGCUGAAAUCGAAGCUUUUGUCAAGGGCAGCCCAAGGUAUGACGCCGAGGGUAUUAUCGACCACUUCGUGAGAUCGAAACGUGGAAAGAUGGGUGUUAGAGAGAAGGUCGAGGAAGUUCUCAACAGGAGGACAAGUCCGGCCAACAACAAGAGAGGCUUCUCAUGGAACUGA